GUAAAUGUUGUCGUCAAUAUCAACAAUGGCGACCGUAGGUGGCAACAUACAGGUAGAAGAAAAAUUUAAUAGUUUGCAAAUUAAUAUAGAUGCUGAUCCACCGGAAACCCUCGAAAGAAAUGGCGAAAAAAUAUCUAACUUCGAUUUAUCUAUUGAGGAAGUCUAUAAGUUAGCGUUAAGUUUUUACAAGGAAAAAGAAGGCAAAGCUAUUCAUCUUAGUUACGAAGAUAAACUAUCGUUGGUAGCUUUUUCUCAACAGGUCUUGCAUGGUCCUCUAUCAGAAGCAAUUUCCAAAUUACCUCCGUUGGGUGCUUUAGAUGUGGUCGGUCGUGAUCGACGGGUUGCAUGGCAAAAGCUGGGAAAGUUAGAUGUCAAUCAAGCGAGAUCUGGUUUUAUAGAGUUACUGAGUAGGAGGUGCCCUUUGUUCACAGCAUUUUUAGAGGCACAUCGCAUGGAAAAAAAAGAACAGGAAAGAAUCGCGAAGGAAGAGACUAAGCGCAGAGUCCUCGAACACGAACAACAACUUAAGAGGGAAGCGGAAGAAAAGGUUUUACAAGAACAAAUUCGAAGGGAAGAAGCGAUUAAGAGGCAAAUACAACAAGCCCUCAACGAGCAAACUUACGAACAGUUUAGGAAUUAUGCCGAACAACAAUAUCCAGGAGAUCCUGAGAAACAGGGACUACUUGUUAAGCAGCUACAAGAACAGCAUUACAUACAAUAUAUGCAGCAACUACAAGCAGCACAAAGAGGAGAACUCAUAACAAACGAAAAUCGAAAUGGCAAGAAACAAUUGGAAGCUACAGAGGAAUUGAAUGCUUGUGUAAAGGAUGAUUUUGUAAAUGCCAAUAGUGUGGAUUCGUUAGAAGAAACUUUGGUGCCCGCUAGUAUGUGGACCAGGGCCGAUAUUCAGGCAUUCAAACAGACUAUUUCUCAAGCAGAAGGUGACAGCGUGGUUAGAGUCGGUCACGGUGAAACUGUAACAGUAAGGGUACCAACACAUAAAGAUGGAGCUCGAAUAUUUUGGGAGUUCGCUACUGAUCAUUACGAUAUUGGUUUUGGGGUGUACUUUGAAUACGGAACCCCUACAACAGACCAAGUUUCAGUACACGUCUCUGAAAGUGACGAUGAAGAUAUACAAGACUUGGACGAUUUAGAGGAUGAUGAAAUAAUAAAUCCGUCCGAUUUCGAGGCGGGGUCCAUUGCCAAUGAGACAUCACCCAAACCAGUUAUUAUGGAAAUCGUUCCCGUAUAUAGACGAGACUGCCAGACUGAGGUUUAUGCAGGUUCACACCAGUAUCCCGGGCAGGGAGUUUACUUUCUCAAAUUUGAUAAUUCCUAUUCCUUAUGGCGAUCCAAAACAUUAUAUUAUAGGGUGUACUACAGCCAGUAGGUAAACAAUUUGUCUUCAUGUACUGUUCUUUUUUCUUUUGCUACGUUCUAGUCCUAAAUGCUGUUGAUUUUUCAAAACUGUACUGUUAAAAGUAUUAUUUAUUUGUAUUGUAUGGACCAUUGAUGUAAUUUAAAAACUCCAAUCGAGUAGUAAAUGUCUGAACUAAAUAUUUGUAAAUAUUUGUCGUUCGCAAAUAUCAAUUGUGAAUUUUCUAGUUUCUGAUUGAUAUCUGGAGAGUGGACGUUUAUAUAAAUUUUUGAAGUAAAUCAACUGUAAGUGAUGGAAUGUUUGCGACUGGGCUAGCCACUAAAAGAAUUUUUCGAAUUAUCAUUUUAUUACUACAUAAAUCGCUUACCUGAUUUAUUUCUAUAAAUUACAUUUUGUAAUAGUUUUUAGAGAAUAAAAUAUAAUAAAAUAUGUUGUGAUACUUA
Molecule: messenger RNA, 1821 nt
Organism: Photinus pyralis (common eastern firefly)
Lineage: Eukaryota; Metazoa; Arthropoda; Insecta; Coleoptera; Lampyridae
Product: Golgi resident protein GCP60
Exons: 6
Coding region: 5-1390 (461 amino acids)
Cellular component (GO): Golgi membrane
Molecular function (GO): fatty-acyl-CoA binding
Source: RefSeq, a predicted model, not a curated record